AUGGCUCGUGGAAAGAUCCAAAUGAAAAGAAUUGAAAAUCCGGUGCACCGGCAGGUGACCUUCUGCAAGCGCCGAGCUGGGCUUCUUAAGAAGGCUAAGGAGCUCUCUGUGCUAUGUGAUGCUGAGAUUGGAGUUUUCAUUUUCUCCUCCCGUGGGAAGUUCUAUGAACUAGCUACUAAAGGAAGCAUGCAGGAUUUGAUUGAGAGGUACAUCAAGUGUAGCUGGUCCGGAGUUCAAACUCAACAACCUAGAGAUAAGCAAAUUAUGGAUCUAAAGGAGGAGAUUAGCAGGCUGAAGCGUGAGAUUGAUGUGCUUCAGAGAGGGCUGAGAUACAUAUCCGGAGGAGGAGCUAGCACUACGACGUUUGAUGGAUUGAAUGAUCUCGAGAAACAUCUUGAAGUAUAUGUAUAUCAAAUCCGUUCGACAAAGGGAUCUAUUUUUGGAUCAUCCUGGAAUGUUCUAAUUUUCAUGAUUGUAAUUAUUUGGUUUGGAAUUGAUUCCCGACCAUCAUCCUGGGAUGGUGGGUAA
Messenger RNA from Fraxinus pennsylvanica, 528 nucleotides. The record is from the annotation of a GenBank genome assembly. Lineage: Eukaryota; Viridiplantae; Streptophyta; Magnoliopsida; Lamiales; Oleaceae.